UCCUCUUCCCUCCAUCACACUAUUCUUUUCCUCAUCCCUUCAUUGUCCCUUCUCACCCUCCUCUCCCCGAUCUUCUCUCCGCUCAUCUUCCCCCUAUUUUUUUUACCUCAUUCGUUGACAUUUUUGCAGUCAGUGUUUUUUUUAUGCAUUUCAUUUUUUAUUUUUUAUUCCAGUUUUAUAACCCCCUUUAUUCAUCUAUUACAUUGUGCUACCCCCAUUAAUGAAAGCAAUAUCGUCAUUUCUCCCCUUGUGUUUUCAAUCGCGUUCUCCUAGAAGACUGUGAUCAGGGAUCCAGCUGUCUCUCCUCCCUCUGAUCUGAUAUCCCGGAGCGUGAUAGGGAGGGGGAAAAUCUGCACCAUGCCAGCAGGCUGUCCUGGAUCUGCACACAUGGCGGCACAUGAGCCUGAGAUUAAGAGCAGUGUCUCCUUCAUACCAUGCUUCUUAUUUGUAGAGCUUGUCCUCAUGGCCGGCACAGUUAUUCUCUCCUACCAUUUUGAGUACACAGACACCUUCCCUGUCCAUUCCCAGGGAUUCUUCUGCUAUGACAGUACACUGUCCAAACCUUAUCCGGGUCCUGAAAGUACCAGCCGAGUCCCUCCACGUCUCCUGUACCCGCUGAUCACCGUGCUGCCUGUCCUCACGAUCCUCCUGGGAGAAGUCUCCACGGUCCUUAUCAAUCCACGAUGGAGUAGCAGGGAGAAGAUCAUUUCUUGCGGAGAUUGUUGCUUCUUCAAUCCUCUUCUGCGGCGCAUUGUCAGGAUCUUGGGGCUUUUCUCAUUCGGUCUCUUUUGCACUGUAAUCUUUGCUGGAGCUGUUCAGACAGUCACCGGUAACCAGGCCCCUCAUUUUCUAUCUGUCUGUCGCCCCAACUACACUGCUCUCGGAUGCAAGUCCCACAUGCAAUAUAUAGCUUCACCCUAUGCCUGCAAUGGGGACCCUGAUCUAAUCAUCGAGGCUCGGAAAACCUUCCCCUCCAAACCUGCAGCCCUGGCGGCGUACGCUGCAGUUUACACCACGAUGUACGUCACGCUUGUUCUGAAAGUGAAGGGUUCCCGUCUGGUGAAGCCCUCCCUGUGCCUGGCACUGCUGUCUCCUUCAUGGUUUCUUUGUUUGCUGCGUGUGGCUGAAUAUCGUAACCACUGGAGAGAUGUUCUUGCCGGCACCAUAACUGGAGCAGCUAUAGCUAUUUUCUUGGUAACCUGUGUACUGAAUAACUUUGGGACCUCCUCAACAGAAGAAAGUGACCUAAUUCAGAAAGAGCAGGAGGGGGUCUUUGAGGCCGAAAACACUCUACCUGCAGGAUGUGAAAAGAUAGCUGUGAUAAAGAGUACAAGCGACUGUGACAUCAUCCCGCAAUCUCAUCCUAAUAGGAUCUUGGAAGUUCACCCUCCGAUGUCACUUGACCCUCCUCCAUGUCUCGUUCCCGUAACCCCUGAUGUUCUGAUCCCCUCAAACUGUAUUUCCAGCCAGGUAUGAGUCCGCUGGGCUACACAGUGAAGAUCUGGGAACAGGCUCCUCCAGCGCCAAUUUUAUCAAGGGCUGGAAAGACCUAACCGGGAGCAGUGGCCACGUCUGACCACGGAGCACUCUGUCCGCAUGUGCCAGACACCCCGCUCGUCUGUAUCGUGUAACAUAUUACAGCUGAUGUUUUUGUAGUUUUUCUAAAUCCAGGAGGACUGAAGCGUGACCUGUUAUUUGUAUAUGUGCCGCACCCAUCAGUAGAACCACCCAGCAAUGCUUUUCUACUAACAUAAACACACAUAGUAAAUCCAUUCAACUACAUAUUCAUGUCCACAGGAAGCAGUGUUAUAGUAGUCUUAUUAUUUUCUAAAGCAAGCAGUGUUAUGGUAGUUUUAUUCUUUUUUCUAAAGGAGGCAGUGUUACAGUAAUUUUAUUCUUUUCGAAAAGGAGGCAGUGUUAUAGUAGUUUUAGUAUUUUCCUAAGGGGCAGUAUUAUAGUAAUUUUAUUCUUGUACAUAAGGGAAGCAUUUUAAUAGAUUUUUUUCAUACAGGUAGCAUUAUAAUGAACCUUUCCAAUAAAUUGCAUUACUGUAGCAGCUAUUUUCUUGUACAUAGGGGGCAGUAUUAUAACAGCUUUAUUCUUAUACAGUACAUACAGGGAGUACAGUACAUACAGGGAGUAACAUUAAAGUAGGUAUAUUCUAGUACAUAUAGGGCAGUAUUUUUCCAUCUCCUGACAUCCAACUUUUCCAGCUCCUCUGGCCUGUUUGCAGAGGCCGGAGGUGGUCGGUAAAGCCAAAAGCAGCUAAAGCAGGGAGGUUAAACUUUUUUUUUUUUUUUUUUUU
This is a messenger RNA of Hyla sarda, 2305 nucleotides long. RefSeq names its product phospholipid phosphatase related 2 (gene PLPPR2). Bases 358 to 1476 code for a protein of 372 amino acids. The record is from RefSeq and is a predicted model, not a curated record. Lineage: Eukaryota; Metazoa; Chordata; Amphibia; Anura; Hylidae. The transcript has 8 exons. Gene Ontology annotation, biological process: signal transduction; phospholipid metabolic process; phospholipid dephosphorylation. Gene Ontology annotation, molecular function: phosphatidate phosphatase activity.